Messenger RNA from Echinops telfairi (small Madagascar hedgehog), 329 nucleotides. RefSeq names its product chromosome unknown C11orf94 homolog (gene FREY1). The record is from RefSeq and is a predicted model, not a curated record. Lineage: Eukaryota; Metazoa; Chordata; Mammalia; Afrosoricida; Tenrecidae. The coding region runs from base 1 to 300 and encodes 99 amino acids. The transcript is spliced from 3 exons.
AUGGUUCUCGCCAUGCUGGGGGCUCUGUCCCCCAGGGCCGGGCUGAGCCUCUUCCUCCUCUACCUCGUUCUGGCAGCUGCACUCCUUCGCCCCCAGCCUCCGAGGUCUCAGCGCUCUGUGCCCGAGGAGUUUUCGGGCCCCCUGGAAGUCUCUGAGCCGAUCUCGGGGCUGGUGGACGACUACGGGGUCCGACCCAAGCACCCCUGGCCUCGAGGACCACGGCCCCUCCUCUCCCGAGCCCAGCAGCGCAAGCGCGACGGGCCAGACAUGGCGGAGUACUACUACGACGCCCACCUGUGACUGUGACCGCAGCUCCCUAUAAAGCUAUU